Molecule: messenger RNA, 789 nt
Organism: Malassezia japonica
Lineage: Eukaryota; Fungi; Basidiomycota; Malasseziomycetes; Malasseziales; Malasseziaceae
Gene: NSA2
Product: Ribosome biogenesis protein
Exons: 1
Coding region: 1-789 (262 amino acids)
Biological process (GO): maturation of LSU-rRNA; maturation of 5.8S rRNA
Cellular component (GO): nucleolus; preribosome, large subunit precursor
Source: RefSeq, a predicted model, not a curated record
AUGCCCCAGAACGAGUAUAUUGAGGAGCACAUCAAGCGCCAUGGUCGUCGCCUCGAUCAUGAGGAGCGCAUGCGCAAGAAGGAGGCGCGUAGUGCACACCGCGCCUCUGCCGUUGCGCAGAAGACGAUCGGUCUGAAGGCCAAGAUGCUGAACAAGAAGCGCCGUGCCGAAAAGGCGCAGAUGAAGAAGACGAUCAAGCAGCACGAGGAGCGCGACGUGAAGAAGGCCGCUGCCCCGAGCGACCCCGACACUGCGCUGCCCGCGUACCUGCUGGACCGCGAGGGCCAGAAGGACGCCAAGGCGCUGUCGAGUGCCGUCAAGGAGCGCCGCAAGGACAAAGCCGCGCGAUACGCCGUCCCCCUGCCGCAGGUGCGCGGUAUCGCCGAGGACGAGGCGUUCAAGGUGGUCAAGACCGGCAAGCGCAAGCAGAAUGGCUGGAAGCGUAUGGUCACCAAGGCGACGUUUGUCGGCGACAACUUUACCCGCAAGCCCCCCAAGCUGGAGCGCUUUAUCCGCCCGAUGGGCCUGCGUUUCAAAAAGGCGCACAUCACGCACCCCGACCUCAAGGCGACGUUCCAGCUGCCGAUUAUCGGCGUGAAAAAGAACCCGCAGUCGCCGAUGUAUACGCAGCUUGGUGUGCUGACCAAGGGUACGAUUAUCGAAGUGAACGUGUCCGAUCUCGGCAUGGUCACGUCGGGCGGCAAAGUUGUUUGGGGCAAGUACGCUCAGGUCACCAACAACCCCGAGAACGAUGGCUGUGUGAAUGGUGUACUGCUGCUUUCGUCGUAA